AUGUUGUCAAUCACCACAUUAGCUAUAGUAGGCCUGGCGGUUCUCGUCAUCUACAAGGGGAUCAUCUAUCCGGCAUUCCUAUCGCCAUUAUCCAAGAUCCCCAAUGCCCAUUGGAGUGCUCCCAUCUCCCCAGUCUGGAUGCUCUGGAGACGAUUCACAAGCCGGAACAACAGGACCAUCCAAGCAGUCCAUGAAAAGCAAGGUCCGAUUGUCAGACUCGGGCCAUCCGAGAUCUCCGUAAACUGCGUCGACGGCGGAAUCAAGUCUGUCUACACAGGCGGAUUCGAGAAACAUGACUGGUACCCCCGAGUCUUCGGUUCAUUUGGAACCGUCAGCAUGUUCACCAUGACCGGAAGUAAGGCCCACUCCAACCGGAAGAGGAUGCUGUCAAAUAUCUACUCUAAAUCAACCUUGCAGACGUCUCCUCAUUUGGGUGUUGUAUCCAAUGCAGUCAUAUUCGACCGCCUGCUACCUCUUCUCCAAGAAGCAGCAUCAUCCGGUAAAGAAGUGGAUGUUCACGAUCUAAACCAGGGACUAACAAUGGACUUUGUCUCAUCCUACCUAUUUGGACUUCAAAAUGGAACAACAUUCCUCCAAGAUGAGUCUCUCCGGAAACACUGGCUUCAUCUCUACCUAUGCAGAAAGCCCUUUGAGUUCUAUGCCCAGGAAGUGCCCUACCUGGAUGGAUGGCUGAGACGCAUCGGCCUUCGCGUGAUUCCGAAGUACUGCGAUGAGGCCAAUGCGUAUCUCGAUGCGUGGGCUUUAGAUCUGUGCGACAGGGGUGAUCACUUAAUCGCAUCGACUGAACCGGGCGUUGAGCCUAGCGUGUACAAGCAGCUGAAACAAGCUCUAGACAAGGACUCAGCAAAGAAGGGCGUGGCGGAUGUGGAUAGAGCCCAGCAGCGACUUGAUAUCGCCUGUGAGAUGUAUGACCAGUUAACAGCCGGCUUUGAAACAAGUGCCGUGGGUCUUACGUAUCUGCUUUGGCAACUUUCUCGGAAUCAAGACGUGCAGGACAAACUCAGGGAAGAGCUUAUGACUCUCAACCCUCGGAUCUCGUAUCCAAAGUCUGCGGAGCUUCCGUCUGCCAAGUCGAUUGAUAACCUGCCUCUAUUGGAAGCUAUUGUGACGGAGACGUUGAGGCUCCAUGCUCCCAUCCCCGGGAUUCAGCCUCGGGUGACACCAUCGCCGCCUUGUACUUUGGCCGGGUAUGGAGAGAUUCCGCCUAACACUAGAGUGAAUGCUCAAGCCUAUUCUCUGCAUCGCAACCCGGAAGUCUUCCCUGACCCGGAGAGCUGGCAGCCGAAGCGGUGGUUAGUUGAUGACAACUCAGCUGCUGAGCUGGAUGAACGACGUCGGUGGUUCUGGGCAUUUGGAAGUGGAGGGCGCAUGUGUGUUGGGAGUAAUCUUGCACUGCAAGAGAUGAAGCUGGCCGUCGCAGCGAUAUACACCAAUUUCCGCACUACCAUUGUCGAUGAUGACAAGAUUGAAGCCAUCGAUGCGUAUACCGUGAAGCCACAAGGUGACAAACUGAUCCUAAAGUUCGAAGCCGUAUGA
This is a messenger RNA of Penicillium nucicola, 1557 nucleotides long. RefSeq names its product cytochrome P450. The record is from RefSeq and is a predicted model, not a curated record. The coding region runs from base 1 to 1557 and encodes 518 amino acids. The transcript has 3 exons. Gene Ontology annotation, molecular function: heme binding; iron ion binding; oxidoreductase activity, acting on paired donors, with incorporation or reduction of molecular oxygen. Lineage: Eukaryota; Fungi; Ascomycota; Eurotiomycetes; Eurotiales; Aspergillaceae.